Messenger RNA from Dacryopinax primogenitus, 1271 nucleotides. RefSeq names its product WD40 repeat-like protein. The record is from RefSeq and is a predicted model, not a curated record. The transcript is spliced from 5 exons. Gene Ontology annotation, molecular function: protein binding. Lineage: Eukaryota; Fungi; Basidiomycota; Dacrymycetes; Dacrymycetales; Dacrymycetaceae. The coding region runs from base 157 to 1266 and encodes 369 amino acids.
GAAGCACAUGAAGGAAGAAAGCUACCAGAUGAAGCAGAAUGGGCGGAACGACUGCGUCAGGCUCCAGAGCAUGUUGAACGGGCACGUCGCGAAGAAUUUGGACAUGCAGUACUGGAUGACGAUACUUCGGGCGAGAUAGUCGAGGAGGCGACCACAAUGACCGAUAGUGAGAGCGUCGGCGACGAAAAUAACUCCUUGGACGGUGAAGGAAAGAAAGUAUGGGUGACCAGAAGAACCCUGAAAAGCCAUCUAGACGCUGUGCGUGCAAUCUCAUGGCAUCCGCGGGACUGUGCUUUGGCCACCGCUGGCGAUGAUUGUACUGUCAAGCUCUGGCGCUUUGACGCAUCCUCCCUCACUAAUCCUCAUGCACGGCUUUCAUCUGAGGCCGAACCGUUGGUUACCUAUCGAGGACACUCGGCGCCUGUGACGUCCCUUGUACAGUCUUUGGUUCCCAGCCAAAAAUUCCUUUUCUCUGCAUCCCUUGAUGCCACGAUUCGUAUAUGGGGGAUUCCGGACAAAGCGCACUCGAUGCCCUACGCGCCUUUCAACCCAGCCUUUACUCAUCGUGCAACACUUGUUGGUCAUUCGGAAGCCGUGUGGGCCCUCGACAUGGUUCCUGUGUCUUCUGGGUCUAGUCAGUUGCUAGUCAGCGUGAGCGCAGACUCGACUGUAAAACUAUGGGAUAUAGAGUCUCGAGGAGAACUUCGUUCGACGUGGGGCUACAAUGGGGUAGGGCAGGACCUCAUCCGAAAAGCGGGAACAUCUGUGGAGUCCAUUCGGACCCAACCGAACGUGGUGGCGGUGGCCUGGCAGGAUGCGGUCGUCAAGCUCUACGACGUGGAGACUGGAAAGGAAACCAUUCAACUCAAGAGCGAUACUACCUACGAUGGAACAUCCAAGACCCAAAUCAACUGUAUCAUUUCACAUCCCACAAUGCCUUUGUUAGUCACCGCACAUGAAGACAAGUACAUCCGGAUCUUCGAUCUCAAAUCUGGAAUGUGCACGCAUUCUCAAAUGGCCCACCUGGACGGAGUAACCUCGCUGUCUCUUGACUCCCAAGGAUUUCUUCUGGCAACGGGGUCGCAUGACUGCUCUGUUCGGCUUUGGGAUCCCUUCAGAGACGGCGUGACUUGUAUUCAGGACAUAUCGAGUCAGCAUCGUACAAAGGCAGACGAGGGUGUUCUCGACGUUCAGUUCCAUCCGACGUUGCAGACCCUUGGAAGCGCGGGUGCUGAUGGGACCGUGAAGCUAUAUUCGCACUCAUAAUUCUC